AUCACAACACACGCUCUCUCAGCAGCUUCUACAUUCCUUGCAUUGCAACUUUUUUUUGACGACUAGCUGGUCUAGAUCACUCACAUUCUCUACGCAAUCUUUGACUUCUAUCUCCUGUCGUUGUACGAUAUCAUCAUUACCACCAACAUCAUGUCUAUCCGAUCGACCAUCGUGGCUGCGGCCGCAUUUUUCGCCACUGCCAGCUCCCAUAUCAUCAUGGAGCAGCCUGUCCCAUACAGUGUUGACAAGAUUGACAACAGCCCCAUCUCCCAAUCCCAAUUCCCUUGCAAGUCCCAAAAUGGCUUCACCGUCUCUCAGAUGAACAAGAUGGCUGUUGGAGAGCAACAGACUAUCAAGUUCAAGGGCACAGCAGUUCAUGGCGGUGGCUCCUGCCAGCUCAGUGUCACCAUGGACACCGAGCCCACUGCAAACUCCAAGUUCAAGGUCAUCAAGUCCAUUGAGGGUGGAUGCCCCGGUGUUGAUGGCCAGACCAGCGAGUACACUUAUGAACUUCCCAAGAGCAUUCCCAACGGCAAGGCAACCUUUGCCUGGACUUGGUUCUCCAAGAUGUCUGGAGCUCCUGAGCUCUACAUGAACUGUGCUCCUAUUGAAGUCACUGGUGGUGCCAGCGACGACUCUGCUUUCAACGAGCUCCCAGACAUGUUUGUUGCCAACAUCAACGAGGGGUGCACUUCUCCCCAGAACUUUGCUACCAAAUUCCCUAACCCUGGUGAGACUGUGCAGAAGGGUAGCACCAACGACUUGAAGGAUCCUACUGGUAGCUGCGGUGCUACUGGUUCUACUCCCGCUGAGCCAUCUUCCCCUGCUGGUGGCGAGCCUUCCCCUGCUUCCACAUCUCCCGCUGGUGGCGCUCCCUCUGCUCCCUCUCCUCCUGCCGCCGGCCAGCCUUCUGUCGCUCCCAGUUCUGCAGUUGGAGGCCAGCCCACCGUUGCCCCAACUCCCCCAGCUGGCGGCGCCCCAUCCCCCCCAUCUGGCAGCAAGCCUUCCGCCGCACCCCUCCCUCCCAACGGCGGCGGUGUCUUCGCCCCUGGAGCCUCGAGCGGCUCUCCCGCCGGUCCUACCGCCCCAGUCCGCCCCUCAACCUCUACUACUCUCGUCACCGUCACCGCGACCCCUACUCCCCCCGUCCGCCCUACUCCUCCCGCCGGUACCGGGUCUCCCGCUACCCCCACCACUCCUUCUACUCCCGGUGGUGGCUCAGGUACCCCUUCUACUCCUGGCGGCGGCUCAUCCACCUGCUCCGAAGACGGUGCUAUUGUGUGCAACGGUGCUACCCAGUUUGGUAUCUGCAAUAAUGGCAAACUUGUCUGGCAGGAGGUUGCGGCUGGCACUACCUGUGCUAAUGGCAGCAUCACCAAGAGGGGGUACAAUGGACGUAUUGUACGCUCGCACUUGAUGAGCCGUCGGGUUGGUCAUUACUAGGUUUCCACACUCGCUUGACGAGUUGUGGUGCUGACACAUACGUUCUUACACUCUUUUUACAAUUCUUUUCUUUCGACAAAAGGUCUGGGACCGCUUCUUUUUCUUUUUCUUCUUUUUGGGAGGUGGAUAGCGCCUACCCGCCAUUCUUUCUUUUCUUCUCUUUUUUUGGGAUGAGUUCGAGAGAACUCGAAGCUACUGCUGCUGAACUAGUUUGUUGUUGUUGCGCAUUUCACUGGAGUUUGAAACACAUGGAAGGGAAACAACAAUCGUGUUCUUUGGAAGACACGAAGGUGGGAUACAUAUAUCGGGCGUUGAACAUAGGAAAUGGUGGAGAUGCCGGUGUAUAUAACAAACCUCAGCUCAUAGCCGGGGGAAAUUGGAAAUUCAUACGUUG
Molecule: messenger RNA, 1837 nt
Organism: Bipolaris sorokiniana ND90Pr
Lineage: Eukaryota; Fungi; Ascomycota; Dothideomycetes; Pleosporales; Pleosporaceae
Exons: 1
Coding region: 151-1443 (430 amino acids)
Source: RefSeq, a predicted model, not a curated record